Messenger RNA from Prorocentrum cordatum, 2202 nucleotides. The record is from the annotation of a GenBank genome assembly. Lineage: Eukaryota; Dinophyceae; Prorocentrales; Prorocentraceae.
GUCGUGCCUGCUGCAGCGCCUGCACCAGCCGCAGCGGCCGCCCUGGCUCCGCUGGCGGUCGGCGACGCCGAGCCCGCGCCUGCAGCUCCCGCGGAGGGCGGUGGCGGCGCCGGGCCAGCGCCUGCAGCGGAGGAGGGUGCGAUCGCCGUGCCUGGCGGUCCAGCGCCGGCCACUUGGACGCUCGAUCCCCCGGUCGCUACGGCGCUGAGUCGGUGCCUGCAGGUCUUCACUGCCGCUUUCGGCGUUGCCAGGGAGGGCGACGAUCUGCGGGACGUGCCGACCACCGGGCUCAAUGAGCUCGAGCUCGAGGAGAAGGGGGCUUACCAAGCUAAAAUGGGGAAAUACGCUACAGACGGGCUAAAGGCCCUUCGGGAUGACGGCUUCUGGUUGGCACUCCGGGUAUCAGGGCGCCUUCGAGGCCCACUCGAUCAGCUCUUGCACUUCACGCAGCAAUCCCGCGGAGCCCGCGAGCCGCAGAAUUUAGCCCUCUUGGUGUGGGGGCAUGCGAACAAGGUAAGGGUCAAGCUUGAGGGCCUCCUCGACCCGAAUGCUUGGACCGAUAUACUCCGAGAUGUGCCCGAUGGCAUUGCCUCCAAGGCCAUGAUCAGCAUCAAGCAGUGCGUGCUGAAGCUUUUGGGUGCGUUCCAUAUUCGCAUUGCCAAACCCGCGGAGGAAUUUCCGCAGAGGUUGUUGUGGCUCGCUCGUGGGGCCGCUGAUCAGCCAUGCGUGGAGCGCCAGAGACUCGCCGCUGAGCUGAUGGACUGCACCGACCCAGCGUCCUUGCGCAUUUCAGCGGCAACUGUGCGAAAGUUGUUUGGGCCCGAGCUGAAGGAGGCGGCCACGAACGGCGGGCGGAUUAGCAUGGUCGUCUACGCGCCCUUCAGGGUCGCGGCCGAGACCUGGCGUUCGGACACGCAGGAGAUCGAGGGGAUCAACAACAUCCUGCAGGUCGGUGCCGACCGCGCACCGAGGAUCUCCCUCGCGCUCCUCGAUGCCCGGGCGUGCAUCCGGAAGGAGUGCGGCCUGGGGUCGCGCGCAGUGGCAAGGCCGAAAUGGUCGAACAUUGAGCGCCACGUGCAGGCGAUCGUCGAGGACGCCGUCCAGUUCAUGGGCGAGGGCGACGGCGUGCUGGCCAUCAAGGAUAGGUGGCUUGAACCGCCCGUGGUGUUGGACGAUGCAGCACUCACCCCAGCUCGGCCUGUUGUCGGCCAUGUCGACCCCCGCAUGAAGGCAUGGGCGGCCUCCUACCAUAUGCAUUGGUGGUGGGAGUCCAAGGCGUUGGCGGAUGGGGCGGACGCUAGCAAGGGUGACCGCGCGAUGGGCUUGGUCAUCUUUGGAGGUGAGCAGGACGAUGGAGCCACGCUGUCAGGCUGGAUGUGCUGCAUGACGUACGGCUACGUUGGGGUAUUCGUCAAGGUCACCCUGCGCCCUGAUGUAGAGAUGAAAUCCGCGACAGUGGAGAUCACGCGGCCCGUGCAGCACAUGAUCUCCACGGACCUGUUCCAGCGUUUCUACGGUCGGUGCCGCGAUGAUGGCGCCACGAUCGAUCUCGUCCAUGGAAUAGCAUGGUACCCCGACAACGGCGACCGCGAGGACCACCCUGCACUAUGCGAUGUGAAAAGGCUGUAUGACUUGCCUCCUCUCGUGAAGGCGCACUGCGUGCAGAGCGGCAAGACCCCCGAGCCGAAGCCCAAGCCCAAGGCCGCCGCCAAGGCCGCAGCAGCGCUGGAAGGUGGCGCGGGCCCAGCUGCGCUGCUUGACGCCGCCCCCGGCGGCCAUGCGGCUGCCGCGGCCAUCCUGGACGCCGAUGCUGGCAUGCUUGCGGCCGGCGUGGACGACGGCAGUGAAGUGCUCAGGGCCCUCGAGAGCGGCGCUGCUGAAUCGCUGACAGCCAAAUUGGAUCUGGCAUACGCGGCAGGCGCCAUCGUCGACGCAGACUUCCAGGCGCAGUUCGACAAAGUCUACAAGGUCAUGUUCCCCGACGCCGUGGACCCGUCGAAGGAGGGCCCGACGGCUGACGCCCACUGCAUACAUGGCAUUGGGGUUGCGAAGGACUUGGUGGCCGCAGUGGGCGACGAGGGCAUGGACGUCACCACCGCGUACGUCGCCCCCGGCGGCGGGGGCCCUGGCCCUGGAGGUGGCCCUGGCGGCGGGGGCCACUCGUCUGGCGGCGGCGACGAGGUGCAUGGAUGUGCGGGUUAG